CGCGCAUCCACACUCCUUAGCUUCAUCCGCGAUCCACGUCGCCCGCCAUGUUCUCUGGGUCCAACUCCUACUUAGGGGGCGGCAACAGCGCCCGACCUGGGCAGCCGCAGUAUGGCCAGCAACAGCAGCAGCAGCAGCAAUUCCAACAGCAACCUGGAGGCUUCCAGGGCGGAUUGAUGCCUCAGCCCACUGGCUUCGGCGGCGGCCCACUCCAACCGCAGUAUACUGGCUUCCCGGGCCAGCCGCAGGGCUUCGGACAGCAACAGCAACUCCAGCCACAGUAUACCGGUUUUCCAGGCCAACAGAGCCAGUUUCAGCAGCAACAGGCUCCCCAACAAAUGCCCUUUCAAACUGGCGCACCGCCUCAGCAACAGCAGCAGCAGGCUCCUGCUCAACCGCAAAUGCCCCAGCCUACGGGUAUGACCUCGUCGCAGAUGGCUGACUCGUUCCGUGGCAGCUCGUCGUCCUCGGUGCCACCGCCUGUGCCCGCCAAGGGCACCAAGAUUCCAAACAUCCGGCUCUCCUUCAUUACGGCGCAGGACCAGGCCAAGUUUGAACAGCUGUUCAAAUCGGCUGUAGGGAAUGCGCAGGCUUUGUCAGGAGACAAGGCGCGGGACCUCUUGUUGCGGUCCAAGCUGUCAGGGGAUGCUCUGUCACACAUUUGGACCUUGUCGGAUACCACCAAGUCGGGACAGCUUCUCUUCCCCGAAUUCGCCCUCGCCAUGUACCUGUGCAACCUCAAGUUGACCGGCAAAGACCUCCCGAAUGCGUUGCCUGAGCGUGUCAAGAAUGAGGUGUCAAGCAUGGUGGAUAUCAUCUCGUUUGGCAUCGCAGAUGAGCCUUCGAGAGGCUCCACGCCGGCUAAUAAUGCUCCCAAAAUCAACGAGCCUCCUGCGAUCCAGCAACCGCAACCGCAGACUUCGAACAGCCAAUUGCUCUCUACGUUGGUAUCGCAGCCGACCGGAUUCGGACAACAGCCAAGGGGUAUGCAGCCACAACCUACUGGAUUUGGCCCACAGCCGACUGGUAUGCAACCGCAGCCUACUGGCUUUGGACAAUCUCCAGGUGGUUACACUGGGCCGCGCCCGCCAAUGCCUCCUAUGCCUACGGGCUUCGGCUCAGGCCUGAUGCCCAACCAACCGAGUAUGGCACCUCUCAAUGCGCAGCCUACUGGGAUGCCUGGUCAAUGGGGUCUUGCAAACACGCCCGCUACGGGACUGCCCAACAUUGAAGCUUUGGCGCAAAGAAUGAUGCCCCAGACUGGCCGAGAAGGCGGCACCCACACAACUGCCGGGUUGACGGGCAAUGCGACUAUUCCUUGGGCGAUUACAAAGGGCGAGAAGAAGCUUUAUGAUGAGACGUUCCGUGCCUGGGAUGGUAUGGGCAAGGGGUACAUUAGCGGAUCACAGGCUCUUGAGAUCUUUGGACAAAGUGGGCUGCCCAAGUCCGACUUGGAGCGCAUUUGGACGCUUGCCGACUCUGCUGAUCGCGGUCGUCUUGAUCUCGAUCAAUUUGCUGUUGCUAUGCAUUUGAUCUACCGCAAGCUCAAUGGCUAUCCUAUCCCCGCUCGUCUCCCUCCUGAGCUGGUUCCUCCCUCAACACGCAACAUCAAUGACUCUAUUGGUGCCAUGAAGAAUCUGCUUUCCAAAGAUGCCGAGGACAGAAAGAACUCCGGCGCGUUCCUUCAGCCCCAACGCACUGGUGUUAGCUAUCUGAAAUCUCAUUCCUUCCGUUCCGCAAGCCCACAGGCUGGUGGCCGUAAGGAUGCCACUGUCUUCCGUAACAAUGAUGACAACGUAGGUUACAAGUCGAGUGCCAGACAUCGCAUUGGUGGCGGUGGUCGGUCGCCUUCCCCCGCGCAGCCUGGCUCUCCUGCUUCGGAGCGGUCGGAUGACAUGUCUCUUGAUCAGCUUAAAAAAGCAGUCAAGGAAAAGCAGAUUCUCUUGGAUGCUAUGGACACCCAAGACGAGAACGCAGCAGACGAGGACGAUGUGCUCGACCGCCGUGAUCGACGAGAAGCCGACGACCUUUACCGCCGUAUCCGUAGAGUACAGGAGGACAUUGAUGCUCAUCCUAAGGCAUCGUUGAGAUCUGCCGACUCGGAUGCUGAGCGCCGUGCCCUCAAGCGCCAGCUUCAGAAUUUGACUGACCGCCUGCCUGAACUCGCGUCCAAUGUACGCAGGACUGAGCGUGAGAUUGCGGAUGCCCAACUCGAGCUCUUCAGACUCAGGGAUGCCAAAGCACACCCUGGCUCUGCAUCCACAAUCGUAGGCACUGGUCCAGGUGGUGCAGUGACAGAGUCCGACCGAUUGAAAGCUCGUGCCAAGGCUAUGAUGCAGGCUCGUUCUGCUGCGUUGACCGGAAGGCCUGCACCGGCUAGCGACGACACUGGUGCAGCAACAGAGCGCCUGGAGAAAGAAACAUCACGCAUUCGAGCUGAAAGGGAGAACAAUGAGCGCAUGAUUCGCGAUGUCGAAGACAGCGUCCGAGAGUACACCAAGGGACUUGAGGCAAGUCUCAAGGAAGGUGGACAUGACAAUACCAGUGAGCACGAGCGUCGUCGGUGGGAGGAAGCUCUGGGUGUUGAGGACGAUGUCAAAGACUUCAUCUUUGACCUUCAGCGAAGCAGUCGGGCAGCACGCGUCCGCAAAGAAGACUCUUCCCGGGACAACUACAGGUCUCGUUCGGCUGAUAAUCGCCCUUCAUCAUCAUCUCGUUACGAGAGCCCUGCCACUCGUGCUGACCCUAUUGCUCGUCCUGCAACGUCCGUUCCUAGUGGCAGUUCUUCAUACAAGACUCCAGAGGAACGGGCUGCAUUUAUCAAGCAGCAGGCUGAGCAGAAAAUGGCUGAGCGUCUAGCUGCCCUGGGCAUCAAAGCCCCAGUCAAGGCUGGCGAAACCCCUCAGCAGCGUGCAGAGCGCGAGAAGAGGGAGCGAGAGGAGAAGCUUCGUCAAGCUGAGGAGGAGGACGCGCGUCGCGAAGAAGAGCGCCAAAGACGUCUCAACGAUGACUCGGCAGCGCCACCAGUUCCAAUCAAGAGCAGUGGUAAGAAGCCAGCGCCGCCACCACCCGUCUCGCGUAAGAACAAGAACGAUAUUGGCCACCAUGAUGCACACCAAGCGGAAGCCGAAUCCAGAAAGGCAGAAAACGACAUGGCUGAGAAGGCCCUUCGUGAGCAACAAGAAGCCCAGGAAGCCGAGACCAGACGCAUGGAGCAAGAGGAACGCAGGCAAGAGAGCGAGUUGGCUAGCGAACGUGAAGCUGCUCAGGCUAGACUCCGUGCUCUAGAAGAGCAGGUUGCACAAGGUAAAUUGAAGAAGGCUGAAGAGAAGAAACGGAGAGAGGCUGCUUCAAAGGAUGCCAAGGAAAAGGAGGCGCGGUUGGCUGCACAGCGUGCCGAGAUUGAGGCUGCUCGUGAGCGUGAACGCCAGCUUCAGAUGCAACUGGAGGCGCUCGACGAUGACGAGUCGUCAGAUGACGAUGGCCCACAAAACAUCACUCCUCAGGAUACUACACCUACCGCUAGCCAGGAAUUGCCACGCGACUCGGCACCUCCACAGCCACCGCCAAUGCCGCAGGUUUCGCACAACACACCGCCAUCAUCUAUUGCCAGCCCACCCGCUUCGUCCGUGACGAGUCCUCAUCCUGGCAUGGGUGACACCGAGACCAAGAACCCGUUCUUGAAGAAGAUGGCCAUGUCCAACCAGGAGAACAACAACGCUUCCACUCCACCUGGCCCGACAAGCACCACGAGCGAAGUUUCUACAAACCCUUUCCAUCGCCUGACUCAAGAAAAUGCCAACAAGGCUGCCAUGCCCACCUUUAACGAACCGAGUGCGCCGUCAGCUCGCAGGCUAGGACGACAAGACGACGAUGACUGGUCUGUCGUCGACUCGGAUGAUUCCUCGUCCGACGACGACGAGGGGCCUUCACAAGGUGGAGCCAAACAGCUAGCUUCUAUGCUUUUCGGUACCAUGGCGCCCCCGCGUCCUCUGUCUUCGAUGGACAAUAAGAGCCCUCGCGCUGAGAGCCCGGCUGUGACAUCUCCUGCAGGUAUUCCCCCUCCACCACCUUUGCCUUCGAGUGGUGCUCCGCCACCACCUCCAGGCCCACCGCCGCCUCCAAGUGGCGGUGCACCCCCACCACCACCUAUGCCUGCCAUGAAGGCUCCAGCUGGAGCACCAGACCGUGGUGCGCUGCUCGGUGAGAUUGCCGCUGGAAGGGGAUUGAGGAAAGUAGAGACCAGGGAUAGAAGUACGGCUUCGACUGCUGGAAGGGUUUUGAAUUAAGGUAAUUGCAUGGAAUUAGUCAAGCGCGGACUGGUUGGGCUAUUGGCUUGUAGUAUAAUUUGGUGUAGUGCAUAGAUUGCUUCAGAUGCUUCAGAUGCU
Molecule: messenger RNA, 4388 nt
Organism: Exserohilum turcica Et28A
Lineage: Eukaryota; Fungi; Ascomycota; Dothideomycetes; Pleosporales; Pleosporaceae
Exons: 4
Coding region: 48-4289 (1413 amino acids)
Biological process (GO): endocytosis; endosomal transport
Cellular component (GO): plasma membrane; cytoplasm
Molecular function (GO): actin binding; calcium ion binding
Source: RefSeq, a predicted model, not a curated record